CUCGCUUCUCACAAAAGUUUCGUUGUCGACUCUGUGUGUUGCUGUUGUCUUUCCUUGAAGUCAGUCUAACCGGUUAAUUUAGAUGUUGAGGGCCUCAUGGCCCUUGAUAUACUCAGCAUUUACUCCAAAAACUAGAACAACCUUCGAGAAACCUGGCGUAUAUUUGGCGUUUCGUGCUGGCACCUUCAUCCGCAAUUUGGCCCUCACAAGAGCACCCAUAGACGAACGAGACGAUACGUUGGAUAGCGGAGCAAAUCUUCCCGGCUACCAUUUUCCCCCAUUCCCUCUGGUUUCUGCCACCACAAGCACUCCCGCAAACACAAUUUACCAGAGGCUGCCGCAGGAAGCAGCUGAUAUAGCAGCUCAGGUCGCUGUAUCAUUGCCGGAACUUCUGCCGGAACCCGAAUCCGACACCAGUGCCAUCUUUGAAGACGGAGAUGGUGAUGACUACCAUGGCGGCGUUUCAGCUCUCGCUCCUUUCACUUCCACUGAGGCCCUUCGGGUGCUUGUGUCGGCGGGAGACUAUGACAUUGCCCUCAAAGUCCUUGACGAAUUGUUGGAAGUUGGGGUGGAUAUUCCUCUCUCACACACCUAUCAGUUAGCGGCCAUAAACUCAGUCAAGUCUCAAGCCCGCACCGAUGCAGAUAUGGAGGAACAAAUACGGACAUUCAAAAAAUGGUUCUCGUUAAUACCUGUCGUUGACUACUCCCGUCCCAACGCUCUCGAUCGCGUCAUGCGCAGAGUUUUGUCCUCCUCACUCAAUUCCAUUUCACUGGUUAUGGAGUUCGGGCUCCUAGCCGCCGACAAAGGACAUGCUCCUCACAUUUCUCAACGCGUCCUCGGUUUCAUUUGCAUGUACGGCGAGCCUGCUCAGGCCAUCGUUUUUCUGGAGGAAUUUUGUCAACGACACGCAUCUUUUGUUGGAAAAGUCGAUGAAUCUCCCGUAUAUGCCGCUUUUCGGACCACCGCCUUGACUUCAGCCAUACGAACCCUAGCCAACGCCGGACGUUUUGACCACGCUAUCAAGCUUCUCCCUGCACUUCCAAGAAUACGCUUCGAUCCGUCCCUCUACAAUUUCCUCAUUCGCAAGAUGCGCGCUGCUGGGGGCUCGCGCUAUGACCCGCUCAUCGAAUUGGUCGCAGACUGCAAGACAAAAGCCUCUCACUCCUACAACCCAGAUAUCAUGCCUCCAGCUGAUCUUUCGAUUUGCAUUCAAUGUCUAGUGGAUGUCGGCCAACCUGACAUGGCUAUCAAGUUAUUACCGCACCUCGGUGGUCCUCAGUCGGAACUGGUGGUGAAAACACUUGACUACAUCCAAACCCGCUCCAAUACGUCCUUUUCGUCUCCAUUGAACGCACAAGAUCAUCCACAACCUUACCCUGCAGAAGACGGGUCAAAGGACACAGACCAAAGUCGACGAUUUGCAUUCGUCGUCCGAAAGUUGGCCAAUGCUUGGCUGCUCGACGAGGCCCUUGCCAUCUUGCCAACAUAUCAUAGCAACAACGCUGGUCUUCAUUUGUCCAUAUAUGCUCUACUACUUCGAAAGCUCAAAGCCUCCUUCGAUCCAAAAUACCUUUCUUCCAUCGAACAGCUCUUGCGACUGCACGAACAAACAGCGGUCGCAGCUCGUAGUGGUCGAGAUUGGCUGGAAAUAAAUAUGGAGGAAAUGCCCACACCUCAACUUGCCCCAAUUCCGACCUCGACACAACCGCCACACUCCACGUUUGGCAUGGCGCAGAGCCUUCGAGGACUGCGAAAAGGUUUCCAUAGCCCAACACCUUCCCGCAUGCCAAGCGCAGUCAGCAUCGUGCAGUUUUUUCACGACUACCUUUCGUCUGGGAGGACACAGGCCAUUCGCUUGCUCCGUAAUGCGGCGUUCCGCACUCAUACUGGCUCCGGAAUAUACAUAUUGGCUGAACUUCUCUUCCAUGAAGGUCGACAGGAACCUGCUGAAGUCAUCAAAACUUUCGCGACUUACUUCUUUAUCGUUGGGCUUCCCCGCGACGAACUCCUCCCCCAUCUUAGAGUUGAAGCAGAAUCAGACACAAACAUAUCAGGAGGCCUCCAACAAGCCAAACGACAUCCCGACCCAAAACAUACUGCUGUCGUAUGGCGAGCUUUACUUGAGCUGGCUGAAAACAAUGCCCAUCUAGAAACGCUCUAUCGCAAACUGUUGGCAUUUGCGAGGAUGGGUAUGGCGCCGGCUCCUGCUGUAAACCGCGGGGUCCCAUUGCUUCUGCCUCCACCUGCCUGGAAGACUGGUGUCAGUCAAGCAUCGUUUACUCCUUUUAUACGACGCCUAACUUUGGCGUUUGGACCGGAGCGAGGCCUUCACGUCCUGGGAGAUAUGGUCAAACUCGGGAUUUCACCUUCCAUUCAUCAACUCACCGAACUCGCCAUGGCAUAUUCUCGUGGGGGUCAAGUCAAACACACUUUCGCGUUGCUCGGUCAAGCGGAGCGCGCCGCUGAUGCCAAAGCCCGAUCGUCGCAAGGGCCCACGAAGGGUCCCACAGUCCCUGGUGUUGACCUUGUUCUUUACGGAGCCGUUAUCCGUGGCUUCCUUAGUAGUGGUCAAAUUGCCGCAGCAAGAGAGGUUGUUGGUCGCAUGAUGCAACGAUUUGGUGGAGACAUCGAAAAGAAUGAGUAUAUCCAGUCUCUGCUAGAAAAUGUCGAACAGGCGGAAGCAGAGGACCCAUAG
Molecule: messenger RNA, 2698 nt
Organism: Mycena indigotica
Lineage: Eukaryota; Fungi; Basidiomycota; Agaricomycetes; Agaricales; Mycenaceae
Exons: 3
Coding region: 83-2698 (871 amino acids)
Molecular function (GO): protein binding
Source: RefSeq, a predicted model, not a curated record